Molecule: messenger RNA, 2024 nt
Organism: Bombyx mandarina (wild silkworm)
Lineage: Eukaryota; Metazoa; Arthropoda; Insecta; Lepidoptera; Bombycidae
Gene: Cda4
Product: chitin deacetylase Cda4
Biological process (GO): carbohydrate metabolic process
Cellular component (GO): extracellular region
Molecular function (GO): chitin binding
Source: RefSeq, a predicted model, not a curated record
ACGAAAUAAAUCAAUGAAUAGUGUGGUUCCUUCACAAGAUGUAGGUAUACGUGGCAGUUAGUGUUUCCGUGACGUACAUGCGGUAGUGUUUUUAUUUGUUGAGUGACGAGUGUUAAGGGGUCUAAGGAGAAAGCUGUCUGCGGAGGUCGGCUGGUGGAUGGCAGGCAGCGUUGCACCUCGCACUCCUCAGUGCCCACGCGACGGUGAAAGGGACCAUGUCGACUCGCGCGUACGUAGCGCGAUCAAGAACUAUGACCAGUUUGCGAGUACUCCUUGUUUGUGUGCUUUUAAUCAACGGUACACAUCAACAGAAAGAUAAGGAGGAAGAGCAGUUUGUUUGUCCCGAAGGAACACAGGGUAAUGGGAAUUUCGCCGACCCAGCCACCUGCAGACGUUUUUAUCAAUGUGUCGACGGGUACCCGUAUUUAAACAGAUGUCCUUCAGGAUUAUAUUUUGAUGACAUCAGCAAAUACUGCACCUUCAAAGCAGAAGCGAGGUGUGGACCCAUACCAACUACACCGGCGCCUAUAACAGAAGUACCGCUCGAUUUAGCUACAAAGUGCGAGCCUGCGGAAUGCCAAUUACCGUACUGCUUCUGUUCCAAAGAUGGUACAUUGAUUCCUGGCGGCCUCGACCCUGCAGAAACACCUCAAAUGAUAAUGUUGACUUUCGAUGGAGCCGUAAAUUUGAACAACUUCGACAAGUACAAGAAAGUCUUCAAAGGAAAGAUUAACAAUCCAAACGGAUGUCCUAUAAAGGGGACAUUCUUCUUGUCUCAUGAAUACAGUAACUACGUGAUGGUACAAGCUCUCGCACACGAUGGACAUGAGAUAGCAACAGGUACAGUUUCGCAACAGCAAGGCUUGCAAGACAAAGGGUACGAGGAAUGGGCCGGUGAGAUGAUCGGCAUGCGAGAGAUCCUUAAGAAGUUUGCGAACAUAUCGCGGUCGGAGAUCGUGGGAGCCCGAGCACCGUUUCUGAAGCCUGGCAGGAAUACGCAGUUCAAAGUGUUAGAAGACUUCGGAUACAUCUACGACAGUUCAGUGGGCGUGCCUCCUUUGCCGAUUCCGGUGUGGCCUUACACGCUCGACUACAAGAUCGCCCACGAGUGCAAGUCCGGAACAUGCCCCACUAAAUCGUUCCCGGGACUUUGGGAGAUACCAUUCAAUGCUCACUACGUGGAAUCAUUCGAGGGAGGUCAUUGUCCUUACUUGGACCAAUGCGUUCUACAUAAUCACGAUGCUAACGAGGUAUUCGAAUGGUUACAAGAAGACUUCAGUCGUUAUUACGAGCAGAAUAGAGCCCCAUACAUGAUGCCGCUUCACACCAAUUGGUUCCAAAUCAAAGAACUUGAGCUUGGUCUACACAAGUUCUUGAAAUGGGCGGCAGAUCUGGAAGACGUAUGGUUUGUAACAAUGACGCAAAGUUUAACAUGGAUGACGGAUCCACGACCAGUGAAGGCACUCAACAACUACGAAGCGUGGCGUUGUGACAACAAAGAGCUGCCUUCUGCUCCCUGCAACUUGCCUAAUAAGUGUGCUCUUUCGUUCAAACAACCGGAUAGCAAUUUCACUGAUACAAGGUACAUGGAGACUUGCAGCGAGUGCCCUAACCAGUACCCGUGGCUAGGUGAUUCUGGUGGAUCCGGAAUACCCGGUAAGGAUAAUUAUAUACCCGAGAACCUUAAGAGGAAGUAGGAGACCUUUAGCAUAAUAGCCCUCUAUAAAUGUACCGACUAUAAUCUAUUCGGCAUAUUUGAAAUUUUACGUCACUUCCGGAACCCAAAGGGGUCCUCCCUCAUAACACAAACGUUAUGUGGACAAAGUUCUGGAUGUUUCGAAUAAUCACCUCAAAUUAAUUUAAAAUAUAUUUUGCGUAUACGAUCCCAUUAAAUAUAAUAGGUAUUUUGAGAGGAACAGAAAUAUUGCUAUUAAAAUGAUAUAAAUAUACUUUUAUAUUCUGUUUAUCGUUAAAUAGUAGGAUGUAGUAGUUAUUUUUUAACUAUCAAGUACUAAUGAUACACA